GUUGCAUACCUUCUCUACAUUAGUCAGACAUGUUCUUAAGCUUUAGUGAAAGUUAUUACACUCUGCACGGGAGCCAAGAAAUGCGUCUCCUUGGAUAUAGUCGACAAUUUUUUUCCAAUCAUGAACGUUAUUAGUUUUAUUAAUCUAUUUUUAUUGCAUUCUAUAUAUUUUUUUGAAAUUUGCAAUGGCCUUCAAAGGUGUUUCACCUGUCGAUCCAGAGGCGAACUAGGCAGUUGCAAGGAUCCCUUCGUGCACAAUGUGACUUUAGUAGAAAACAAACAAGAAAUCGGGGUGGAAACAGUGCCCUGUGCAUCAGGAUGGUGUGGGAAAAUCGUGGAAAGCGAAAAUGCCUUGAAAGAAGAGUAUGGAGUUGCAACCCAAAGAAUUUGCCUGCAGAGGGGUCCUUCAGAUAGCGAAGAUAGGUGCGCUUAUACAAAAUGGAACUACAAACGGGUAUUGAUGUGUUUUUGUAAAGGAGAUUUGUGUAAUGGCAGUUCUAAAUUUUAUCUAAACUUUUUUUUCCCUCCAGCUGUAGUAUUUUUAGUGAAAGUGUUCUACUAAAAGUUUUGUGACCAAAUACAUUAAACUGCCUGUGGUUAAAUGCUUUUUGACUGCAAAACCUAUAGAAUUAAAAAAUAA
This is a messenger RNA of Cylas formicarius (sweet potato weevil), 639 nucleotides long. RefSeq lists its product as uncharacterized. Bases 121 to 561 code for a protein of 146 amino acids. Gene Ontology annotation, biological process: regulation of synaptic transmission, cholinergic; positive regulation of voltage-gated potassium channel activity; sleep. Lineage: Eukaryota; Metazoa; Arthropoda; Insecta; Coleoptera; Brentidae. The record is from RefSeq and is a predicted model, not a curated record. The transcript has 3 exons.